GCCACACCGCAUUCUUCCGCUUCUGAACAUCCUUCACGUACGCACACAACACUGCAUCAAGAUGCCGGAAUCCGUCUCCCGCGAGCCCUUGGUCUGGAUCGACUGCGAGAUGACUGGCCUCGACUAUGAAAACGAUAGCAUCUUGUCCAUCGCCUGUUUCGUGACCGACUAUGACCUUAACGUUCUGGAUGAGGAAGGCUACGAGGUAGUCAUCCACCAUGAUAAGGCACUCCUCGAUAAAAUGGACGAGUGGUGCACCAAGCAUCACGAAGCUUCAGGCCUCACCAAGGCUGCAAUGACUUCUUCUACUACUCACGAACAGGCCGCCGAGGGGCUGCUAGCCUACAUUAAACGAUUUGUCCCGGAACGCAAGAAGGCACUUCUAGCUGGCAACACUGUGCACGCCGAUAGAGCUUUCCUGCGGAGACCACCGUACCAGAUGGUCACGAAACAUUUGCAUCACCGUAUCCUCGACGUUAGUGCUCUCAAGGAAGCCGCCAGGCGGUGGGCUCCCAAAGAGGUGCUCAAGAAAACUCCGAGGAAGUUAGCACUGCACGAAGCUCGUCAGGAUAUCCUGGAAAGCAUAGCUGAAGCAAAAUUCUACCGCGACGUCUUUUUCAAGCCCAGCAAAGCCCCAGAGCCCGAGCCCGCUACGAAACCUGUGGCCGCUACGGAGCCUACUGCCUUGACAGAAGCCACGGCAGCAACAGAGCCCAAAAAGGACUCCUGAACUCUUGGAUAGCCAUUCAUUUUUAACGAAUUUAUCUGGCCAUUUCAUAAUACGCGUCAAUCAGUACAAACAUCCUCACUGGAUCACCGUACCGGUGCCGGCAUACAGUUCAUAGCCAAGGAGCAUUCCGUUCUUGGUAUAUUUUCUGUUAUGAAAGUCGGUAGCUGUGUCGUAGACCACAGCAUACAUAGCAUUCGCAACUCUACACAUGAACAAAGCGUCUUGAUAAAGAACCGAAUACCCAC
Aplosporella prunicola CBS 121167 is the source of this 975-nucleotide messenger RNA. RefSeq lists its product as uncharacterized. The transcript is spliced from 2 exons. The coding region runs from base 62 to 730 and encodes 222 amino acids. NCBI's taxonomy places the organism in Eukaryota, Fungi, Ascomycota, Dothideomycetes, Botryosphaeriales, Aplosporellaceae. The record is from RefSeq and is a predicted model, not a curated record. Gene Ontology annotation, cellular component: mitochondrion. Gene Ontology annotation, molecular function: 3'-5'-RNA exonuclease activity; nucleic acid binding.